CACUCACCCCACAGAAAAAGAGGCAGACAAACACCCAGUUUUCUUUCUCACGGACUUUUUGCGUCCCACAUUCAGCAGGAGCGCGGAUCCACUGAGGACGUCUGCAGACCAACUCUCAACUGAAACCAAAUGGCCUACCAGACCCAACACUUGAGAGAAACUUUGCUUCCUUUUCGUGUGAAAUGUGCUGCUGCAAUGGCUCACAACUCGCUGCAAAGUAGCACGGCCCAAUCACAGCCAUGUCGAAAGGAUGCAUCACAGUCACCAAGUACUUCUUAUUCCUCUUCAACCUCCUCUUUUUUAUCUUUGGAGCGUUGAUCAUGGGCUUUGGACUGUGGAUACUGUUCGAUAAGGAAAGCUUCAUAGCAGUGCUACAAGAAUCUUCUGACACGGUGAAGGUGGCUUCGUAUAUCCUCAUCGGAGUCGGAUCUCUGACGAUGGCCAUGGGAUUCUUCGGCUGCAUCGGAGCCAUCUAUGAAAUCCGCUGCCUGCUGGGACUGUACUUCACCUGCCUUCUGCUCAUCCUCAUCGCUCAGGUCACUGCUGCUGUUCUCAUUUACAUACAGAGAGAUCCGCUGAAACACGAGAUGUCCGUCAUCAUUAGAGGACUGAUAGUGAACUACACGGGUCAGAACAAAACCACAGAGCAUGCCUGGGACUUCGUUCAGAGGACGAUGAAAUGCUGUGGGUGGACUGGUCCAGGUAACUGGUCCGAGAACACUUUGAUCAAGAACAGCACGCAGUAUCUGUACUCCUGCUCCUGUCGUAACGACACCAUCCCGGGAACCGAGGUGAAAGAGUUUGGCCUUUGUGAGCGCCUGUCAGCACAGCCACCUGUCUUUGAAAUGGGCUGUAUAACCAGCGUGGAAAAAUGGCUGCUGGAUAACUGUGGGAUUAUCCUGGGGAUCUGUAUCGGGGUGGCUGUUGUGGAGCUCCUGGGGAUGAUCCUCUCCAUGUGUCUGUGCAAGAGCGUCGUCCAGGAGGAUUACACCAAAGUACCGAAGUACUGAGCCGAGCACGAAGCCAGCCAGUUCAACACAGAUGGACCGACUCCCCUCCGCCUCUCCUCCACACACACACACACAUAUAUAAAGAAAUUAAGACAGCUGUCUUCACCAUUUGAGGUUCUCGUGUCUCAACAGCUGUGCAGAUUUCUCACACACUCACCCAACAUGUCCCACACUCAGUAAUUCACACUCAGCUCUCAAUCAUCCUCGACACACACCAUGGACUCAUUUGAUGGGAUUUUUUUUUAAGGUUAAGAAUUUAUUGUUUAUGACGGAGUAUUGGGGCCAAACUCUGAAAAAAUUCAAGGUUUCCCCCUGUGUAUUAUAAAGCCGGUCCGCCAGGCUUUACUUGCCCCCCACCAGGCUUAUAAUACACCGUGUUUUUGUCAAAAAUGACAAAAACACGGUGGACCGCCUCUGCUCCCCGACCACUGAGCUCAGCAAGUUUUCUGUAAAUUAAA
This is a messenger RNA of Xiphophorus couchianus (Monterrey platyfish), 1468 nucleotides long. It is a transcript of the gene cd82b, whose product is annotated as CD82 molecule b. Lineage: Eukaryota; Metazoa; Chordata; Actinopteri; Cyprinodontiformes; Poeciliidae. Gene Ontology annotation, cellular component: plasma membrane. The record is from RefSeq and is a predicted model, not a curated record. The transcript is spliced from 10 exons. Bases 240 to 1010 code for a protein of 256 amino acids.